AUGUCUAAAGUUACAAAUUCAAUUUCAGGACGGGAUGGAAGGGACGGAAGAGAAGGACCCGCGGGACCGAGAGGAUUAAAGGGACCGAAAGGUUUUAGUUUGCAAAUGAAUAGUAAUUUGUCAUUCAUUACAAAGGUGUUACAUGAACUUGCCCCUUACAUUCCCGUUUCAACCAUAGGUGACAAUUCUUUCAAAGGCCAAAGAGAACGCACUGAAACUGGAAAAUAGAAACUCAUACCAGAACACUUUCUUUUUCUUUUCUCAAAUCGUUAAUUUAACUCUCCACGGUUAUAUGUGUUUUACUGAUAUUUUACUAAAAAAGUUUCAAGGUGGCUUUGAAAAAUUUAAGUUAAUUGUAAUUACCUAGUCAGUGUAUGAAACUUUUCGUGAAAAACUUUUGCACAGGCUAGUGGAAUUGACCCAACCAACAUGUCUCAUACCAUCAGAAGACAUGAAACAUUUACCUCUAAGGGCGACUUCUGUGCCAGGCUGUUGAGACUUCGUUUACUAAAUUGAACUACCUUCAUUUUCAGUACUUAUUGCCUUCAUGAAACUACGAUCUCAUUUUCUUUGAUACCAAGUGAUACUGGUCGAACGGGAAGUACUGGACUCAAGGGACCUCCAGGCCCUCAAGGAAUAAAGGGACAAGAAGGACAGAUGUGUGUUAUAACCGCUGGGGACGAAAGAACUGCUCUGGAAAUGCUACUCUGGUGUACACAGGUGGGGAGAAAAAGCAUUUUAUGUGAAUGAAGAAUAAUUUAACCCGCAAUGACUCUCGUAUGUUAUCAUUUUGAUUUUUUUUGUGUUGUUCUUUUCUAACCGAGUCAAAAAAGUAAGAGGCUCGAACGGGAGCCCGUUGCUCCUGGCCCGAACUAAGGAGUAACUCAGCAGUCCUGAAAAGGGAUGUUGCAGGUGAUGGUGAAAGCCAUUUCAAAUAUCACAAUGAUAUUUUUCGCCGGGUGGCGACAGUUCAUUUUGUCUUGGUGGAUGUUUUGUUGUUUGUACGUUUGUUUUACCUUUUUUCGAUUUAAUCUUCCUGAGCCGUAACGGGAAUACUUUUUAUUAGUAAACCAAAUUUUUUAUUUCAGCAAGCUGUUAGUUUUAAGAGGUUUAUGAGUCUUCUUUGGCUUGUGCAAAAGGAUUUAUGGGCAGCGGCUAUUAUACUCAUACCGGAGGUGGUACCAACUACGUUUGUCUCACCAACAAUCCCAUUUAUGAUGAGUUUGUUGAUGGUUGGCAAAACACAGCAGCAAUCUAUGGCACCGAAUAUCAAGCCUCAACAUUUCCAGACCUUAAGAACCUUGACCAGCAUGACGCACCAUGUGCUGCGUGUUAUGUUAGAACACGAGGCUCACAAAUAAUGAUACCUGGAACAAACAAGUGCCCUUCGGGUUGGACAAGAGAAUACAAGGGGCAUCUGAUGACAUCAUAUUAA
Pocillopora meandrina is the source of this 1435-nucleotide messenger RNA. NCBI's taxonomy places the organism in Eukaryota, Metazoa, Cnidaria, Anthozoa, Scleractinia, Pocilloporidae. The record is from the annotation of a GenBank genome assembly.